Molecule: messenger RNA, 771 nt
Organism: Prunus armeniaca (apricot)
Lineage: Eukaryota; Viridiplantae; Streptophyta; Magnoliopsida; Rosales; Rosaceae
Source: the annotation of a GenBank genome assembly
AUGAUGACUACCAACAAUGGUUCCCUAUCAAUAGUCAAAGUCCACUUGGACCAUGGUGCGCGAAUAACGUAUGUUGAUUAUUCUUUUGAGGAUGGUAUAACAGUUACUAGCAAAGGUUCACAGAUGGAUCUGCUAAAGAUUCUAUCUAUCUUCACCUUGAUUGACUUCUCAUGCAACAAUUUCAGUGGACCAAUACCUAAGGAAAUAGGAGAAUUCAAAUCACUAUAUGUCCUUAACUUGUCCGGAAAUGCGUUCACAGGCGAAAUCCCACCAUCGUUUGGUAACAUGGGGGUACUUGAGUCCUUGGACCUGUCACAUAACAAGCUGAGCGGACAAAUUCCACCACAGUUGGUAAAGCUUACUUUCCUCGAAGUCUUGGAUCUCUCAAAUAAUCAAUUGGUCGGCAGAAUCCCAACCGGUACUCAAUUUUCAACAUUUCCAAAAGACUCAUUUACAGGUAACAAAGGAUUAUGGGGACCUCCUUUGACGGUGGAUGAUAAAGCAGGAUUGCAACCACCACCAACAGUGAAUGGAAGGCCUCCAAAUUUUGGACAUCAUCGUGAGGUGAAUUGGGAUCUUAUCAGUGUUGAAAUUGGAUUUACAUUUGGCUUUGGAGUUGCCGUUGGGUCACUUGUGUUGUGCAAGAAAUGGAGUAAGUGGUAUUACAGAGCUAUGUACAACAUCCUUCUCAAGAUAUUCCCUCAGCUAGAGGAAAGAAUUGGUAUUCAUCGAGGACAUGUUCACAUAAAUCAAAGGUGGUGGAGACGUUGA